This is a messenger RNA of Macrobrachium nipponense, 4231 nucleotides long. RefSeq names its product adrenodoxin-like protein 1, mitochondrial. Lineage: Eukaryota; Metazoa; Arthropoda; Malacostraca; Decapoda; Palaemonidae. Gene Ontology annotation, molecular function: 2 iron, 2 sulfur cluster binding. Bases 225 to 776 code for a protein of 183 amino acids. Gene Ontology annotation, cellular component: mitochondrion. The transcript has 6 exons. The record is from RefSeq and is a predicted model, not a curated record. Gene Ontology annotation, biological process: P450-containing electron transport chain; positive regulation of oxidoreductase activity.
UACUGCUACUCUAAUGAACAAACGAGGGAGCCGUUUCAUAGAAUAAAGCCAUCAAAUACUACUAUUAUUGCAUAACCUAUUUUGUAAGGUAUUCUAGGUAUACCGCAUAGGCAUUUCUUCAACUUACUUUUAUAUUAGGACUGGUUACUGAAAAUUAAACUAUGUAAGAAAUAAGUCAAAUCAGAACUGAAUGUUGAGCACUGAAACCUGGUAGAGGAAACACCAUGGCUAACCGAUUGUACCUGAGGAAGAUAUUGAGAAUCAUUCGUGUCAGCCAUCAAGCUGUUGUGAAUCUAAGCACCGGAAUCAAUUCCAAUGUAGCCCAUCAAAUUCAGAGAAAACCUCAACUGAGAUGUCUUAUGACAACCCCAAAUCUUCAGCAUGGGGAAUAUGAGUGGCAGGACCCUAAGUCAGAAGAUGAAGUCGUUAACAUUGUAUUUAUAGAUCGUGAAGGAAAUAAAAUUCCUGUCAGAGGGAAGGUUGGAGAUAAUGUCUUAUAUCUUGCUCAGCGCUAUGGAGUUGCAAUGGAAGGUGCGUGUGAAGCGUCACUAGCUUGUAGCACCUGCCAUGUCUAUGUAGAUGACGAGUUCUUUGAUAAACUCCCAGAACCUGUAGAGGAAGAGGAAGACAUGCUGGAUUUAGCAACAUUUUUAAGAAAUAACUCAAGAUUGGGCUGUCAGAUCAUCCUUACAAAAGAACUCGAGGGCCUGACAUUAACGCUGCCUCAGGCAACUCGUAACUUUUAUGUGGAUGGACAUGUUCCAAAGCCACACUAAAUAUUGUAAUUGAAUCACUUAUCUCAGUAAAAUAUUCAUUAGACGGGUAAAUCUGGUAUCUCAAAUUUGUUUGUUCGAUGUAUUGCUCCUCUUUUAGUUUUUUUUUUUUUUCAAAUUAAAGUAAAGUAGGUUUGCUUUGCAUAGUGAAGGUGGGAAAUCUGAAAUACAUUCUAAAGAAGAGUAAUGGCGAAUUGUAGUAAGGCUGCAGGAAGAACAAUAGCCAUGCAGUUUCAGGAUGAACUUGAAGGAUAACUUGAUUCUAUAUUUACUGUUUGUAGCUAUUACAGUGAAAAACAUAUACAGUAUAGAAGUAGAAUGAUACUAUAAUGCUCUCUUUAUCUGAUAUAUGUAUUUGAGCUCAAGUGAUGUUAGAACCUCUAUGUCAAAAUAAUUCCCCACCCUCUCAUAUAACUUUAAUUUAUAUAGGAAACUGAUUUAGUUUUUAAGGGAAGGAAAAUUGGUUGGUUCAUAUUGUGAUGAAGUAGUUGUCAUCUCUUAUCUUUUAUAUAGACAGCUGUUGGGAAUGGUAGAAACAUCUGUUUAGUUUGGUGGUAGAAUUUAAUGCUUGUUAUUUUGGGUAUGAUUCUGUACUUAGAUUUUUCAGUAAUUUUAUGCAAAGAUAUGUAAGGCAGCAGUUGUCGUCAUGGUGUGAAGGCAGAUUUUAUAGCUGCUUGUUUUCAUAUUUCUUUAAGGGGUGCACUGACUGCCAAAUUUCGAGGAAUUAUCAAAUUGUUGUUAUGAACAGUUUUCAACUGUUUCAAGAAAAAAAUGUUUAGAUUAACUUAUUGACAAUUUUGUGUAUCACUUGUAUAUGGCAGUGAAUGUCAAAUAGUCAAAAAUGUAAAAAGUCUGUAUGAAUAAAUCAAGUUUGAGUUAUGCACUGUUUUGGACUGUUUUAUGCAUAAAUAAACAUAUCUUGAAACAGUACAUAUUGCUAAAAAUAUUUUUAGAUUGGUUCAUGGACAAUUUUGUUCAUUGCUUUUAUGGCACUGAACAACAAAUUAUAAAAAGUCCUGUAAAAAGUGUCAACAAAAUUUAUACAUAAAUGAAUGUCACUCACUAAAGUAUCCCAUUCUCUCUAGCGGUAUUGUCAGAGAAAACAGGUUAUAAUGAUAUAGGGAUAACUUGAUCAAGAUGUCAUGAUUCUCUCAGAAUUCUUCAAAGUCCAAAAAUUUUAUUGUUUUUCUGUUUUCUCAAAACUUACUUUUUUCAAAAUUAAGUUCUUAUCUCUCCAAGAAGACAUCACCAAGUUCAAUUGAAAUUUACAGAGUGUAGUAUAUCUAUACAUAUAUCUUUAUUUUGUCGUCGGGAAAAUCACUUUUUUACAACUUUUAUAUUUGCAUAUUAUUUUUGAGAAGUGACAUGAUUUUUUCCACCUACAAAACUAAAGAACUUAAAGGUUGAAUUUCUAAAUUUCUCCGCAGGAGAAUUUUCUUUAUUAGUUGUAGAAUAAGUGGUAUAAAAUAUGAAGCAAAUCCUUUCAAUCAUAAGGUAGAAACAGCAAUUUACUUUAUAAUGGGGCCUUAUGGCAUCAGCGCUCCCCUUAAAUUUCCUUUUUCAUGGUUAUUACAUAAAUCGACUUGCCUACCUAAUAAAGACUAAUAAAGAAAAUAUGAGACUAUUUUUCUAUAACUGGGUAUGUGAAUUUUUUUGCACCAUAUGUAUUAUAAAUCAGUUGUUCUUGUAUGAAGCAAUGUUACAUGCCGUGUUCAAUGCUGUGAAACAUGAGACUGGUAAGCUUGACUUUUUUUUGCAAUGUCUAUGAUAUGUGCAUAGUAGUGCAGAAUAUUGCUGUUAUUGUUAUCCAGAUUACAUCACUCCAGCUUUGUUUCUGACAGGAAAUUGUAAUGCAUAUUAUGAUAGGCUUUAGUUCUUGGAAAUGGCACUGCUAGCAAAACAAUAUAAUUAUUGAUGGCUUUUAUUAAUUUGGAUUUCAGAAAACCAUGAUUAUGGAUGUGCGUAAAGGACCUUUCGUAUAGGGGCUGUUAAAAAUUGUAACUGUGAUCACAGAAUCAUUGUUAAUCUUUUGGAAUUUAAAAUUUAACCCUAAGGCUCAGUGCUUGGACCUGUGAGAUCAUUCUGUAGUCAUUCUGUAUUGAAAAGGAAAUUGAUGAUAAAAAAAGCCUUAGGUGUAAAUAGGAGGAAAAGUUCUCAGUUGCAUUAUGAAACAAUUACAAUUGGAACAAUGGAUGUAAGAAAGAGAAUAUCAACAGAGGUGUAGUAAAAGAAAUGAAAAGAGUUGCUGCUAGGGGCCAAAGUAACGCUGCAAAGAACCUUAAGUAAAGCCUACGGUGCGUGGUGUGGGUUGCACUGAUGGUACUACCCCACUACAGGGAUGAUUAAUCCAUAUGUGGAUUCUGUUGUAACUCUGACACCUUUGUGUAGCUAAUAACUGAAAUAGAAUUUUGAUAUGUUUUUCCACGGAGUCAAGUUGUUAUGAUAGCUGAAAGAUCAAAUAAUAUUUUUAAUGUUGCCAGUACCUUUUCUGAGGAUCUGGUUGUCUUUGCCUGUUAAGUUUUGAGCAGUGCGCAUGGAUUUGAAUAUUUUCCGCCCAUGUGAUGUUGCACUUAUUACAGCCCAUAUCGCUCUGUGCUCUGGCAACAUUUAUCUGAAGGAGAGAUCUGUAGAAUUUAGUAUAUUUUCAAUCAACACUUUGUGGAUCGCUUUUAUUUUUCGGUACUUGAGUAUGAUAUGAUCAUUAAAUUUGCUUGAAUUGCUUACAAAGAGAAUACUUUUACAGAUAGUUAUGUUUAAAUAUUAUCUCCCAAGAAUGAUAGUAUUAAACUGCAAAAAUAUUUAGCUGAAGAAAUAACUUUAGGUCUAUAAUGCGAGUUUUGUUGCAUCAUACUUCUUAAUGCUAUUGUAUAUUUGCAUUAGAUUAAUGUAUUUUUUAAAUAUAUAUUGUUUCCUAAUAUCCUACUUUAUUUUAUACAGAACACUUUAUGAUUUAAAAGUAAUGUAAAUGAUUUGAAAAAAUUGGUUUUGUUUAGUGUUGCCCCAUGUUUUAGUCAUGAAAAACAUGUUUCCUCCAGAUAUGAUGCUUCUUCUUGAAAAUAUAAUGUUUCUUAUGAGAUGUUUCUGAUAAUGAUAAUUAACCAAAAACGGUUAUCGAUGCUCACUUAUGAUUCUCAAUAAAAUAAUGUUUGUUGCAGUUAUGGUUGACGGAAUUUCAUUUUCCGUUUUCAAGGAAAAUGUAUCGAGCAAUGUUGCAUGAAUUACUCCGUAAUUGAUAUUUUGUUGAUGGUGUUAUUCGAGUUGAGGGUGAGAUACAUUGUAGUACAAUAAUAUAAAACAUUUUAACAAGUUAAGUAUGUGUAUAACCUGAUUGUUAUGUGCGUUUAAAAUAUAGACCUUUUUAAAUUGUGUAUAUAAUGUAAAUAAAGUAGUAAGGACUGAUUUGAUCUUCAAAGAAGAAAGGUUGAGGUGUUUAGGAAAAUAAAUUGUUCAUCACAUUA